Messenger RNA from Plasmodium relictum, 2880 nucleotides. RefSeq names its product E3 ubiquitin-protein ligase, putative. Gene Ontology annotation, molecular function: ubiquitin protein ligase activity. Gene Ontology annotation, cellular component: cytoplasm. The transcript has a single exon. NCBI's taxonomy places the organism in Eukaryota, Apicomplexa, Aconoidasida, Haemosporida, Plasmodiidae. Gene Ontology annotation, biological process: protein ubiquitination. Bases 1 to 2880 code for a protein of 959 amino acids. The record is from RefSeq and is a predicted model, not a curated record.
AUGAAUCAAGUAGAUGAUUAUGAUUAUUUCUGUCAUAGUUGUGAAGAUGUGAAAAGAACUAGUGAUAUAGAAAUUAUAUAUAACGGUGAAAUAAAAUGUAAAACAUGUAAUAGUGUCGGUUUCGUUGAAAAGAUUGAUGAAGAUGAUCCUUUAAGUUUUCAUUCAAUAAAUACAAAUAGGGAAAAUAGGACAAAUAGAGAAAUAAGAAGUAGUGAAAUUAAUAAUAAUACAAGCAAUAUUAAUAAUAGGAGUAGUAUUUAUUCGAAUACUAGUAAUAAUAAUACAUUUGUUACUAACGAUAAUAUUUUUAGUGAUUUGAUGUUAUUUAGAAAUAUGUACCAUCAGAUGUUUAAUCCAACCUUCAGGUCUCCAGAAGCAGAAGUUCAUUUUACUGCUAGUGUAGCAACAUCAAAUAACGAAAAUAUAAACAAUGAUAACAUAAAUAAUGAAACUCGAAAUAAUAGUGAAAAUAGGAAUACUACUGAUAAUAGAAAUAGUAAUGAAAACAGAAAUAAUAAUGAAAAUAGAAACAAUAGUGAAAAUAGAAAUCAUUAUGGGAGGACUUAUAGAUAUAGUAGAAACACAAGAAAUCCUCGUAUUAUCACAAGAGCAAUAGAUAUAACAAAUAUUCCUUUUAAUUCUCCAAUACGUUUAAACUUUCAUGAUUUAAUAGAUAACAUAUUAACUAAUUCUUUUGAUAACAUUUCAUUAGAUCAAGUAUUAACUAUUAUAAUGGAAAGUGACCCAUCAAGAAAUGGCCCUCCACCAGCAUCUGAAGAAGUAAUUAAAAAUUUAAAAGUAGAAGUAUUAACAUCUGAAAGGGCAAAAGAAUUAGAAUCUUGUGCAAUAUGUAGAGAAGAAUACAAAGAAAAUGAUGAAGUUCAUAGAAUUACUGAUAAUGAACGAUGUCGGCAUGUUUUUCAUUGUUCUUGCAUUAUACCAUGGCUCAAAGAGAGAAAUUCUUGCCCAACUUGUCGAUUUGAACUACCUACGGAUGAUCAAGACUAUAACUGUAAGAGAGAAGAAUUGAGGGAAAGAUUAAAUUCAGAAAUUUCUCGUAAUAAUUCUCUUAAUAAUUCUAACAAUAUAAACACAAAUACAGAUAAUAACAAUAAUAAUAAUGAAAAUAUAAAUUCAAAUGAAAAUAGUAUAAAUAGAAAUGAAAAUAGUACAGAUGUAAAUGAAAAUAGUACAAAUAGAAAUGAAAAUAGUACAAAUAGAAAUGAAAAUAAUAUAAAUGGAAAUGAAAAUAGUAACAACGGUAAUGAAGAAACAAGUUAUCUUCCAUUCACUGAUGAAUAUGAUACUAACAUGUUUGAUAGUUUUACUUCUGCUCAAACUAAUUCUAUUUUGCAAAAUUUUUUUAAUAAUUUUAUGGCUAGUACUAAUGAUGCUUAUAGGAUAAAUAGAAUCUUUUUAUCACCUAAUUCAUUUUCGAGAAAUAAUAAUAGAGGUGUAGAUACAAGAAAUACAUAUGAACAUAGCCAGGCAAGACAAGAUGAAAAUUCUUCAGAGAGAUUUUUAUCAACCGAAGAAAAAAAUGGAUCAAAAAAGAAUGACACAAAUGAAAAAGAUGAAGAUAAGAACGACAAUAAAAAUAAUGAUGAUAACGAUAAUGACAAUAAUGAUAACGACCAAAGUAAUAAUGAUAAUAGUAAUAAUAAUAAUAAUAAUAACGGUAGUAAUAAUAGUAAUGAUAAUAAUCGUUACAAUUAUAAUAAUGGAUAUAAUAAUAAUCAUAGUAAUAAUGAUUAUAAUAGCCAAGAUAAAAAUUAUACUUAUAAUAAUAAAAAUGACUAUAAAAAUAAUAAGUUAGAUGAUAAUAAUGUAAAAAAUAGGGAAAAUAAUAAUAUUCAUUUAACAGUAAAAUUAAGAGAAAAUUCUAAUAGGCCAUUUUUAACUGAAAAUGUUUUUGAUACUUCAAAUAAUUUUGUUAAUAAUGGAAACAACAUAGCAAGCAGUAAUAGAACGAAUCCUUUUCAACAUUAUUUUAAAGAUUUAGACCAGGGUUAUAUAGAUUUAAAUAACAGUAAUAAUGUUAAUAGUAACUUUAAUAAUAGUUUUACUAAUAAGAAUAAUAAUUAUAGUAAUAUUAGUAAGGAUAAAUGCAAUGAUAAUGUAAAUUCAUAUAAUACAAAUGAAAGCAUUUCUAGAAAUGCCAAUAAUAUUCCUAAUAAUGAAGAAAAUUCAAGCAUCAAUGAAAUUCUAAAAGAUCAAAGUACACUAUAUGAUUCUAAUAAUAGACAUAAAAAUAUGUUAAAAAAGAAUGAAAAAAGAAUUUAUGAAAAAUUUUAUACUUAUACUAAUGGAAGUAAUAGUAACAAUAACACUAGAAGAAAUAGAGAGAGUGAUAAUGAGAAAGAAAGUAGUAGAAAAAAAUCAAAAAAUUAUGAAAAUGUGGAUAGCUAUAAUAGUACUUCAAAAAAUGUAAAUAGUUACGAUGAUAAUAAAAAUAACUCAAACAAAUAUAUAAAUCAUGAACAAAAAAAUAAUGUAAAAAAGCCAAACACAGUAAAAAAAUAUUUUUUUGAUAAAUUACAAUGGUUAACAAAUUAUGAUAAUAAAGAAAAAAAAAAAAAUGAGAAAAUUCAAGAUUUAAAUAAUAGUAACAUUAAUCAAAAUAACAUUAAAAAUGAGAAUCAAAAAGAUAAUAAUGAAAAUAUUUUAGAUUUUCAAAACUUUGCAAAAAGAAAUACUACAUAUUCUUUAAAAAAUAAUAUAAAGCGGGAUUAUAUAUAUGUAAAUGAUAAGAAUAAUGAUAAAGAUUUAAACAAACAUAAUAAUAAAGAUGAAAAUAUAAAAAAUUCAACUAACGUUAUUACAAAUGAAGAAUGCCAAAAAAAAAAAAGUAAUAAUAAUAAUAAUGUAUCAGGUUUUUAA